Sphaeramia orbicularis (orbiculate cardinalfish) is the source of this 4144-nucleotide messenger RNA. Its product is annotated as mucin-2-like. The record is from RefSeq and is a predicted model, not a curated record. NCBI's taxonomy places the organism in Eukaryota, Metazoa, Chordata, Actinopteri, Kurtiformes, Apogonidae. The transcript has 18 exons. The coding region runs from base 95 to 4144 and encodes 1349 amino acids.
CUGUGUGAGUCCUCCACCGUAGGACUCACACAUUAACAAUUACAGCAAAGAAUUCGACAAACUCUACAGAUGCUUCUAUAAAAGCAUCAGGAGGAUGUAUGGGCUUUGUUUUAAGAGACAGUGGAGAUGGAAAUGUCAUUUUCUUCUAGUCAUUUGGUUGUUGGUGCUGGCAGCUGCUCCACCCAAAGUGCUCAGCUACUUCCUGGGAGACACCAAAGCAGUAUUAGAUGGCUGUAAAGACCACUGGACCAUGCAGGACAGAGCUGCCAUGCCCCUGCUCUUUCAGAUGACCGUGUGCGUCGAUAUCCGAGUGGUGGUCCCUGGGACGUGGGUGGCCUUCUCUUACAACUCGGUCCACGGGCUGAGUCCCGAGCUGGGUCUGGAGGGAGAUGAGGCGGCGCUGUACGGCUGGUUGCUAAGGGUCCGACAUCGAUUUCCACUCAAACUGUCCCCACAGUUCUGGCACAGGGUGUGUUUGAGGAGGGAUGUACUGGGCGACUCCUUCAGCCUCGAGGUUGACGGUACAAUGGUGGCCAAGAGGACGGUGGUCGCUCAGGCCAUCACCCCAUCGGGCUCACUGUGGCUCGGCUGCCACCUCAGAAACCAACCUCCCGGAACGGUGCUGGGGAAAGUGGAGCUCUACCUGUUCAGGGUGUGGUCUGACACGGCUGAACACGGCUUCUGCGAGGACGGCAACGUGAUUGGCUGGAGCUCUCAGUUUUGGGGUGUGACCAGCCUGAAUGCCAGACAGAUAGACCCCUACCUCAUGUGUGCGCACAGAAGGUUGCGACGUCAAGCAUCGUGUGAACUGCAGCGAGCCGGAGUGUCUGCACUGCAACAACGGAAAGGAAAUCCAAAUAUACAAGCAAGAAUCAUAGGACAGGCGGAGAGAGUCGGUCUGAAUCUGUGUGAGAAUGUAGUUCCCUCUAGUGGUGGUUUUGUGAGGUGCAUGUCCCCAUCCACACAGAGUGAUAUCUGUCAGUCCAACACCUCCUCCAGCCUUACCUGCUCUCACAUAGAGUCUGACAGCAUCUCCACUCUUCAGGCCAAGGCCGACUCCUGCAGCAGUGAAGUUUCUCAGUUCUGUGACUGCACUGCUUUUUGUAACGCAACAAGUUGGUUUUAUACUGUUCGGAUUAAUGUCAGCCAUGCUGCCAUGAACGCUAAGACCCUGCAAAUAUUGAUGCUGACCAAUGUCACCAGAGUCUGUAGAAACAACGCUGGGCCAAUGUGUGCACAACUUAUAGAGGUUUCACAGCAUUAUAAGCGUGCUCAUCUGGAAUGCCACGGGACACCGCAGAGGUUUUAUAGCUGCAUGGUGACUCUUGAAAUGUCUGGAAAUGUAGGCAUCUGCUCCGUGGAAACAUUUGUGCAAACACUUUUUGGCCAACGCAACGGUAUCACAACCGAAGGGCCAGUGAUGCGCAUGGUGAUCUGUGGUCGUUCUGGUUUACCUUUCUAUAAACUGAUGACAUCCAACCUGACCUGGGUCGCCAGUGAUUUGCGGAGAUCUGACAUAUGCCAACCUGACCCUCCUCUGCGUAGAUGUAACGCCAAUGAGACACUUGCCGUACUCUUGACUGACAGCUGCCCGUCAACAUCUCUCAGAACAACCACAGCACAGGAGUCGACUUCCUCCACUUCAACCUCCCCAGCACCGGUCUCCACAUCCUCCACUUCAACCACAACAAAUCCAGUACAGACGUCCAUGUCUUCUGCUUUAACCACACCAGUCCAGACUCUGACCUCCACAUCCUCAAGUUUAACCACCCGAAUCCCAGCACAGACUUCCACUUCCACCACUUUAGCCAAUCCAGGAUGGGGAGUGACCACCAUGACUUCAAGCAUCUCAGUCCAAACACAGAGUUCCUCUUCAACGACACCAAGCCAGACAAUGGGCUUCAUGUCUUCGAUUUCAACCACCGGUAGCACAACACAGGCAACCACUUCCUUGAUUUCAAUCGCCCCAAAUCUACCACUGACCUCAACACCCUCCAGUUCAACCACCCCAAGCCGAACACAGGCCUCCAGCCCCCCAACUUCAACCACCCCAAGACAAACACAGGCCUCCAGCCCCCCAACCUCAACCACCCCAAGCCGAACACAGGCCUCCAGCCCCCCAACCUCAACCACCCAAUCCCCAGCACAAUUAUCCACGGUCUCCACAUCCUCUAAUUCAGCCAAUCCAGGCCCGACACAGGCUACCACUUCAAACCCCCUCAAUCCACCACAGUCCUUGUCCUCCAUAUCAACCAUGCCAAACCAGACUCUGACUUCCCCUUUCCCUUCCUCAACCACCCAAAGCCCAACACAAGUUUCAACAUUCUCCACAUCCUCCAGUUCAACCAAUGGAAGCCCAACACAGGCCCCCACUUCAUUCGCUUCAAACACCCCAAGUCCAGCGCUAACAUCCUUAUCCUCCACCUCAACCACGCCAGCCCAGACUCUGACCUCCCCUUCCUCAACUCCAACAACCCAAAACCCACUACAAACCUCCGCUCCCUCAACUUUUUCUAGGGCCACAACUAACACCACUCCAACUAGCAACAGAACACACGAACAUGCGGCAACGACUCCUUUCACAACAUUUAACGCUACACAAUCCUCAACAACUCCACCUGCUGUACAAAGCACCUCACAAAACCUGCCUGUACACAACACAACUGUGUACAGCAACACAACAUUGUUUACACCCGUUGGAAAUUCAAACCCAGCUUCUGUCAAUGCAACUCCAACCAACGCUACAACUUCUGGAAGCAGGAAAACAUUACAAAACAGUACAGCUACUCAAAUUCCUCUAGCGCUUAACAAAACAUUGACUUCCAACCGUACAACAAUGUACACUGUAACUACAGAUGUAACAUUUACACCUACUUCCAACGAUACAGCAAUGUACAACACAACUACAACAGAAAUAUUUACACCUACUCCCAAUGAUACUUUAGUCUACAAUGUCACUACAACUGGAACAUUUACACAUACUACCAAUAAUCAUAAUAAAACACUGUACAACGCAACUACAACUGAAGCAUUUACACCUACGCCUAAUGAUAGUUCAGUAUACAAUGGAAUCACAACCGCAACAUUUACACCUACCCCCAAUAAUAUAACAGAGAGCAAUGCAACUACAGCUGCAACAUUUACACUUACUCACAAUAAGACUGUAGACUACAAUGCAACUACACCUACUCCCAAUGAUACAACAGUUUACAAUGCAACUACAACCGAAACAUUUACAGCUACUCCCAAUGAUACAACAGUUUACAAUGCAACUACAACAACCAAAAUAUUUACACCUACUCCCAAUGAUACAACAGUUUACAAUGCAACUACAACCGAAACAUUUACAGCUACUCCCAAUGUUACAACAGUUUACAAUGCAACUACUACAACCAAAACAUUUACAGCUACUCCCAAUGAUGCAACAGUUUACAAUGCAACUACAACCAAAAAAUUUACAGGUACUCCCAAUGAUACAACAGUUUACAAUGCAACUACUACAACCGAAACAUUUACACCUACUCCCAAUGAUACAGCAAUUUACAAUGCAACUACAACCAAAACAUUUACAGCUACUCCCAAUAAUACAACAGUUUACAACGCAACUACCACAACCGAAAAUUUUACACCUAUUCCCAGUGAUACAACAGUUUACAAUGCAACUACAACUGAAAGAUUGCAAAGAUUUACACCUACUCCCAAUGAUACAAUGGUGUACAACACAUCUACAACCGAAAGAUUUACACCUACUACUGAUAAUACAACAGUGUACAAUGCAACUACAACUGAAACAUUUACACCUACUCCCAAUGAUACAACAGUUUACAACGCAACUACUACAACCAAAGCAUUUACACCUACUCCCAAUAAAACAUCAGAGUACAAUGUAACUACAGCUGCAAAAUUUACACCUACUUACAAUGAUACAACAGUUUACAACGCAACUACUACAACUGAAACAUUUACACCUACUCCCAAUGAUACAACAGUUUACAACGCAACUACUACAACCAAAAUAUUUUCACCUAAUCCCAAUAAGACAUCAGUGUACAACGCAAAUACAACCGAAGCCUUUACACCUACUCCCAAUAACCCAUCAGAUGUACAACGCAACUACAGUCAGAACAUUUACACCUACUGCUAA